UUUGGCUCCAUGGUGACAUUACUCAAACACUUCCAGUGUCUGAAAAGGAAGUACUGAGAGCAAAAGUCGCCUCACUUUGUUCGUAAAAAUGUUCAUCGUAUUUCUGCUUUCAUGUUUGGCUAUAAUAGUAACUGCAAUACCGGUUAGUCCAAGUACUCACCCUUUGCAGCAGUCACAGAAGGGAAUCAAUCAUGGAAGUCAACCUGUUGAUGCCACAAUCAGAAAACCUGAGGCUCAGAUGGACCCAUCUCUUCCUCACAGCUUGGACCAACCACAGCCUGGAAAUCCCCAGCAGCUGGAUCAACAGGCCAACAACCAACAACAGGCCAACAACCAACAUUCAUUACAGCAUUACGCAUUGUUUCCACAAGGGGGCAGUCCAGUGAUGCUGCCCCUUCCUCAGGGUGUCGCUGGAUUUCUACCGCCUAACCAGCUGACCCUUGCUCAGCAGCCUCUGAUUUUUCCAUCGUAUGGAUUCAUGCCUGUAUUCCCCUCACCCUAUAGCAAUCAGCUGUUCUCCCCAUAUGGAUUCCCGAAGAUUUCUGAGUCUCCCCUCCCUCAAACUCCAAUAAAUCAGCUCACCAACGGUCCUGUGCUGCCAGCAGAAAAUGCUGCAGGGGCAGCUGCAGGGGCAGCUGCACCUUCCGUAGCUGCAGCUCAACAAACACAACAGAAUCCCCCAGUCGUGUACAUGCUCCAGCAACCUAUGAAUCCCUCACUUGGAGGUCUUAGCUCAGAGGAACUGGAGACAGCAGCAAAACUAAGCCAGCUGGGUAUGUUUAUGCCCACCAUGCUUGCGAACCUUCCUGCUGGAGCAGCAGCUGUUCCGGCGCAGAGUCAGUUCGCCGGAAUCACAAAUCCAGACCAACGGGCUGCCGGACAAACUGCAGGGACCUCAGCUUCUGGAGCCCAACCAUUACAGGCUCUGCCUUGCUCUGGAUCACAGCUGAAUGCUAACGACCCGCUCGCAGGUCUGAAAAGAGCAGGGCCUGAAACUCCCUCAGUCUGAUCAGCGGCUCAACCCAAACUCCGGCCCACACAGAGAAACCUGGCUUCAAAAACUGCCGCAGCUACUAAAACUUACUUAUGAUGUUUUAAAAUAUCAACUGCAAAGUAAAAGACUAGCAAUUUAUCACUAGGGUGUCUUUAGAAUAUGCCUAACCAUUGUUGGUAUUUUUUGCCUUCAGUGUGGUGUUUUUAUAUAUAAUGUUAAAUAAAAAAGACAAUCAGAGGCUGACU
Gambusia affinis (western mosquitofish) is the source of this 1239-nucleotide messenger RNA. RefSeq lists its product as uncharacterized. The transcript is spliced from 7 exons. Lineage: Eukaryota; Metazoa; Chordata; Actinopteri; Cyprinodontiformes; Poeciliidae. The record is from RefSeq and is a predicted model, not a curated record. Bases 89 to 1009 code for a protein of 306 amino acids.